UCUACGAAAUCCGAAUCCCCACUGCUUUGAAAAGCGAAAGGGAUUUGCGUGCGCAAGCGCAAUUCGAAGAACGCACAACACAAAAGCUUCGUUUUGAAAAAUUCCUUCUCCCAUGGCUUCAGUUCGGAAGCGAACGCUUUCUUCUCGAUAACGGAUAGAGCAAAGCAGGCGAAAAAGCUGUUGAUCAUCGAAAAUGGCUUCUCUCAGUUCAUCCAAAAAGGUUAGAGGUUUCUGUAGAUUUCUCUCUUUCUUCUCAUGGCAACUAGAAUCCGUUUUUUCUCUCGGCUUUUCUAGGGCUAGGGUUUCUGUACUUUUCCUUUCUCCGUCUUCUUCCCAAAACAGAAAAAAGAUUAAGAAUACUUCUUCCCUCGUUAUAUGGUCUUCUUGAAUCCACGAACGCGUGACUGUUUAUUUCUAGGGUUAGGAUUUUCUCUUUUCCAUUCGUUUAUCAUGGCCUCUGAUCUUUAAUCGGUGCCUUCUCCGUCAUUGAAGCGUACGUUUUAAGAGAUCUCGUCUUCAGAAGGAUUUGAUAGCUUUUGAUAAUAAUUAGAAGAUGCGAAGUCGAAGACCUGAGGCUUAUCCAACUAACAGUGGCACACGAGAGGAGCGGGCUCCGCGCUCUCGCCGGAGCUUGAGCCCUCAUGAAGUUGAGAGGUCUCGGAGGGGCUUGGGAAGAGAUCGUCGUAGCACUUCAAUUGAAAUGAGGGAUUACGCUAGACGUUUUGAUGGUGGUAGGGAAGAUGGUGGUCGUGUCCGUUCUCCAUCCCCCCCUUUUGGGCAAUCCAGGAAGCGAUCACAAUUUGAUGAGGAUUUCCCUCGUAGAGAUUCUCUGACUACUGAGUUCCGGAAGAAAUAUCAAUUUACCGAGAGUUUGGAUUUGACUGUUGCUCCAAGCUCUAGUUUGAAGCACUUUGGCAGCAGUGCCCUUACUAAUAGAAUUACUAAAGAGGAUUUUCAUGGUCGUGGUUCCUCAGCGCUUGAUGGGAAUGGGAUAUCAGUCCGGAAAUCCAUUUACCCAGAGGAAGGAACACAACCAUCUUUCUAUAAGCUGCCUCCUGACGCUGGACCAACAUUAAAUCCUGGCAAAAUUGGCAGUAAUUAUUCAACUUCUGCGUCAUCGGGUUAUUUGAAAAUUGGCCUUGGUAAGGAUGAGGACCUUUGGUAUCACGACCGCUUGCGUCCAGAAGUAUCAGCUAGAGAAUCUUAUAAGAAAGAAGAAAAUGCUAUGUUCUCUUCAAGGGAUAUUGCUUGCUCUACAGUGCCAUUGUCUCAUUCCAAGGAUCUUGGUGGCACAUCUUCAAGCCUUUUGAAGGAUGAAUUCCGAGGUCCUUACCAGAACCGUCUGCCUUUUGACCAUGAUAAAUAUAGCCGUGCAGCACCUUUUGACACUGGAAGGAACCCUGGUCUACAUAGAAAGGACACAAUAUCCUACCAGCCAGGCUCACAUAACCUGGUCGCGGCUGGGCGUCAUGAUUAUAAUUACCCUGAGCUUGGGAGAAGAGACAGGGAUGCAGCAUAUCAAUCUGAUGAUAUAUACAGAAAGAUGCUGCCCAGUGGUCGAGCAGACUAUGACCAUAGAGAUCAACUAGGGGCAGAUUAUAUGGUAAAUAGUCAAACUGAAAGUUCUCAUAGAAGUCUGAGGGAGACAGGGUUUUGGGACCAUCCUUCUUUACAAGGAGAACCACACCCAGAUUACCUUGGAAUGAACAGGGUUCCACUGACAACAGAGAAAAAAAGGGAGUUUGUGGGUCCUAGAAGUGCUCAAGUUGAUUUUGGAACAAGAGUUUAUGGUGAUCAUGAAAUGUCUAGGUUGGGUGUGGAUUAUGGUUUUGGAAGAGGUGCUCAUUCAGGGCUUUAUAAAGAGGGAUUAAAGAAUCCAUCUGUGUCUGAUGUAAGCCCACAAAGGGUGUUGAAGACUGAUGAACUUGGCAUCUAUGAUGCAUCUGGAAUUGUUGCUAAGAGAAAAUACAGCAUGGAUGAGGAGAUGAGUGGGCAUGGUUCCAGAAUCCCAUUUUCAAGUAAAAGGAGCACUUCUAGCCGUGUUCAGGAGCUGGUUGACAGUGAUGAACAAUGGUCUGGUAAAAAUCGAAGUGGGUUAUUACAUUCUAAACGUUUGAGUUUUGGGCACUUUCCGAGUAGAAAGGCUGGGAGGUCAUUUGCCAGAAUUGCUCAUCGCAAGUUCCUUGCAACUGAUGAUAGGUUGCCAGCUCAAGAUCUAGCAGGACAUGUGCAAGGGCAUCGUAUUGAAUCAAGUAUCCGUGGUGGAGGAAAAAUAAGUGUAAAGAAGCGAUUGAGACCUGGUCCCUCAAAUUUUCAUAAUCCAUUCAGACAUGAUUUUCACAAAUCAUAUAAAUAUUUGAAGAGGAAUCAUGAUGAUCUUCAUGGAGGUAUGAAUGUACAUGAUGAUGAACAACCAAAAGAUCAGCCAAAUUCUGUCAAGUCUGACCCACCAAAAGAUUCUGAAGAGUUUAAGCAGCUGGUACAUAAAGCAUUCCUUAAGUUUGCAAAACAGUUGAAUGAGAACCCAGCUCACUGGAGAAGAUACAAGGAACAAGGAAAAGCCAGUAUUCUACGUUGCAGCGUGUGUCGCAGCCUCUCAAAAGAUUUUAUAGAUACACAAAGUUUGGCAGCACAUGCCUGGAUGUCUCCCAAGGUUGGAUUAAGAGCAGAGCACUUGGGUCUUCACAAAGCAAUCUGUGUUUUUAUGGGAUGGAACAGUUCUGUCGCCCUGGAUAGUUCAUGGAAUCCCCAAGUAUUACCUGAUGCGGAAGCUUUGGCUGUGAAGGAGGACCUCAUUUUAUGGCCUCCCCUUGUCAUAAUCCAUAACAGUUCAAUUGGGAACAAGAAUCCAGAAGGACGGAAGAUUGUAACGAUAGAAGAAAUGGAAGCUAAGCUCAGAGAUAUGGGGCUUGGUGAGGGAAAAACUAAGGUAUGCCGUGGGAAGCCUGCAAACCAGAGUAUUAUGGUGGUCAAAUUCCUUGGAACCUUUUCUGGAAUGCAAGAUGCUGAGCGCCUUCAGCAGUAUUUUGUUGACACCAAACAUGGGAGGCAAGAGUUCCAGCAGAUUAAUUCCAGUGGCAACAAAAAUGGAAGUGGAGAAGCAGGAGCACAGGCGGACCAUAUCCUAUAUGGAUAUAUGGGGAUUGCAGAGGACUUAGAUAAACUUGAUUUUGAAACCAAGAAAAGAUGCGUUCUGAAGAGCAAGAAGGAGAUCAAAGCCAUUGCAGAUGCUCCUCUCAACUGAACGAGGGUGCCAAAUGUGUUAUAUAAUGGUCAAAUGUAAGUAAAGCCUAAUGACUACUAGUUUUUGCUGAUUGAGUGAAAAAGAAUACCGUCAUACUGAUCAAAUUUGGGAUUUUAUACGCUAACCACAUAACAAAUUUAUUUUUAGGGGGCCAAGUGUAGAGCGUUCAUAUUCUUUUUUUUUUUUUUUUUCCGUUGAUAUGUGGGUGUACGCUCUGACUAAUGAAAAGCAAUUGUCUUUUUUGAAGUGCAA
Messenger RNA from Nelumbo nucifera (sacred lotus), 3496 nucleotides. RefSeq lists its product as uncharacterized. The record is from RefSeq and is a predicted model, not a curated record. Gene Ontology annotation, biological process: regulatory ncRNA-mediated gene silencing. Lineage: Eukaryota; Viridiplantae; Streptophyta; Magnoliopsida; Proteales; Nelumbonaceae.